This is a messenger RNA of Canariomyces notabilis, 515 nucleotides long. RefSeq lists its product as uncharacterized. The transcript is spliced from 2 exons. Lineage: Eukaryota; Fungi; Ascomycota; Sordariomycetes; Sordariales; Chaetomiaceae. Bases 86 to 454 code for a protein of 122 amino acids. The record is from RefSeq and is a predicted model, not a curated record.
CAGCGCUUUACUCCGUACACCAUAUUGUUUUCAAUGCGUAUUAACAAUCUUCCGAUUGGACUCAUCAGUUCUAGACUUCUACUGUAUGGACAAAAUACACCAUGGAGGUCGCGAAUGCUCCGCCACCCCCGCCGGCAUUUGUUCUACCUUACUCGUUGUAGGCCGAGUCUCGACGUCUCAAAGUGUUCUGUUCUUCUCGUCACGGCCCUCAACGAUAUCGGUUAGGUGCCUUCGCAGGCUGAUGCAACGAGUACUUCGAGAGGAUACAUCUACGGGGUUGAGCUGUCAAACUGGGCGUUUCCAUAACCUAGUUGAAACACCUUGCUUCGCUGGUAUGUAUGAGCAAUCGAUAGCCCCAAUGUUCUUGAAGCCAUUGGCCUUGAUUGUGCGGGCCGCAUCCGUCUUCAUGCUUUGCUGUCUUUGGAGCGUGAUUGGCCCCGGUUUGAAUGCUUGAUAUGCGAGGAAAAGGGGGACAGGCACCCGCAAUGGAUGUCAAACGUCAGAUGGGUACCGAC